This is a messenger RNA of Poeciliopsis prolifica (blackstripe livebearer), 1175 nucleotides long. RefSeq lists its product as uncharacterized. The transcript has 2 exons. Gene Ontology annotation, biological process: positive regulation of DNA-templated transcription. NCBI's taxonomy places the organism in Eukaryota, Metazoa, Chordata, Actinopteri, Cyprinodontiformes, Poeciliidae. The coding region runs from base 43 to 1026 and encodes 327 amino acids. The record is from RefSeq and is a predicted model, not a curated record. Gene Ontology annotation, cellular component: nuclear body.
AAAUACAACCAAAACAAUAGCUUUCCACCAUUGCCGGGGAAAAUGGCUCGUGGUCAGACAUGGAGUGAAGAGGAGGUAAAGACCCUCAUAAAAAUAUGGUCAGACGAAAAUGUAUUGCAAUUACUGCUGACUACUCACAAAAACAAACAGGUUUUCAAGCUAAUUAGUGGGGACAUGGAGGCUCUGGGGUUCCCCCGCACAGCGUCACAAUGCCGCACCAAGGUAAAAAAACUUCGCCAACAAUACGUAAAAAUACGCAACAUGCUUAGGAACAACUGCAGCGCUGACGACGCGAAGGAGCAGUUUCCCUGGUAUGAUGAACUGGAUGCCAUGCUUGGCAGUCUGCCGAUAAGCAGCCAGUAUGUUUUGGAUUCCUGCAAGGAAGAGCCUCUGUCGCCAUCCAGCCUGGAGCCGAGCGACUCCGAAUCCACAACGCAGGACCAGGACUCGGAAAGAAGGACAGAUAAAAGUGGCGCCGACAUUAAAGUUGAAGAGCCGCCCAUCACAAUCUCCCUGCUGGAUGAAGAAAGGAGCCCACCAGAAGUGGCUGUACCCGGCGCUCAGAAAAGAAAGCGAGAUACAAAGACUGAUAAGUUUGAGAAAAUGUUUGUGAGCUAUCUGGAUGAGAAGAGAAAAAUGGAUGAGGCUGAAUGCGAAAGAAUGAAGCAGGAGCAAGCCUCUUUUGAGAACUUCUUAAAAAUGCAGCAAGAAGCUGAAGAAAGGCGUUUCCAGUUAAUGCAAGAGCAGCAGAAGGCCAACAGUGAGAUGUUCUUUCAGAUGAUGUCUAGUUUCCUUCAUGCUGCAGUUCCCCAAUCCAUGACUCCAUCUACCCUGCAGCAGUCGAUGGCCCCUCCUCCAGUCACACCUCCAUUGUGCCCCUUUCCACUUACUCACCACACUGCAAACUCAUCUUUGUUCAAUGGCCAUCAGCCAUUGAACAAUGCAGAGAUGGCAACCACAUCUCUGCAUUCAACAUCUUCUGAUUCUGGUGACGUCAACAGAGAUGUCUUGGAGUUUAGUUCAUAAUAUUGAAAAAAGGCCAAAUUACUCUUUUGUGAUGGUAUCUGUUAACUGUUUUAUUAUAUCAAAACAGUUUGAAUGACCCAUGUAAAAGUUAUUCAAAGAUACAUAUUUUAUUUUUUAGAAGAAUGUGAAUAAAAAGGGUGAGCAUUCAA